AUGAAGUCACUUCGACUUAAACCCACCUGCGACAGCCUAUCGGCAGGGGCUCGACCUUGGAUGUCAGCCAUCCCUUUCUUACCUCACCAUCGGACUCAGAGCAUCAAUGCUCUGAAGUCAAACAAGUCAUAUUCCACCAGGUCGAAGACAGGCAUCAGGCGCACACAAAAUCCAUUAUACAACUCAGUAUAUCAACCUACGCCUGCCCCUCUGGCCGUACCAAAUGGCCAAACAAGUUAUAGCACCGCUGCUAUCAAGGAGCCUACAAUUCACCCCGUAUUUGAAGAUGUUACAGGAACAUGGCAAUACAUAGUCUCAGACCCAUCAACGCAGUCUGCAGCCAUUAUCGACCCAGUUUUGGAUUAUAACCCUGUCACCCAGGCCAUCACCACAGACUCAGCCAAUGCCUUACUCGCUUUAGUCAAAGAAAAGGGCUACAAAAUUGAAAGAAUCUUGGAGACGCAUGCUCAUGCAGACCACUUGACUGCAGCAUCAUAUCUCCAAAAACAGCUCUUUCAGAUACAAGGGUACAAGCCGCCCAUCGGUAUCGGCAAGCGCAUUGAGCAAGUUCAAACGCUAUUCGGUCAACGCUACGGAAUCCAGAGUGAAGAGUACGAUACCGUCUUUGACAAGCUAUUCGAAGAUGACGAAUCUUUCCAAAUCGGUGGUUUAACAGCCAAAGCCAUUCAUCUUCCUGGACAUACACCAGAUCAUCUAGGAUACCAAAUCGGAGAUAAUGUAUUCUGUGGCGAUUCUCUAUUCCACGCGGACAUCGGAACAGCACGUUGCGACUUCCCAGGUGGAGACGCAAAAGAUCUUUUUCAAUCAAGUCGUAAGUUGUUAGCUCUAGACGACCAUGUCAAGAUCUGGCCAGGCCAUGAUUACCCGCCAGAGGGACGAGAUUCUCCUGUUCCGUGGAUGAGUGUUGCCGAUCACAGGAAACAGAACAAGCAUGUUGGAGAUGUCGUUUCUGAGAAGGAGUUUGUGUCGUUACGGACAGAACGUGAUGCUACGUUGAAUGCGCCGAGGCUUCUUCAUCAGUCUUUGCAGGUGAAUAUUCGAGCGGGCCAGCUUCCGAGGCCUAUGAGUUCGGGAUAUAGGAUGCUUCAUUUGCCAUUGAAAUUGAAUGGAUUGGAAUGGUAA
Molecule: messenger RNA, 1143 nt
Organism: Penicillium pulvis
Lineage: Eukaryota; Fungi; Ascomycota; Eurotiomycetes; Eurotiales; Aspergillaceae
Product: MBL fold metallo-hydrolase
Exons: 2
Coding region: 1-1143 (380 amino acids)
Biological process (GO): hydrogen sulfide metabolic process; glutathione metabolic process
Molecular function (GO): sulfur dioxygenase activity
Source: RefSeq, a predicted model, not a curated record